AUGUCUUCUGUUUCUGAUGAAAUUUAUGUCGGUCGUGAUGAGCUUUUAUCAUAUUUGACUACAUAUACAUCUUUCUGGGGUUUUAUUUCCCGUUUCCGAGAAGUGAUCAUUACCUCGUCAUUGACUUCACCUACUUCCUGCUGGCAAGACCUCAAUAAUACUUGG
Molecule: messenger RNA, 165 nt
Organism: Acaulospora morrowiae
Lineage: Eukaryota; Fungi; Glomeromycota; Glomeromycetes; Diversisporales; Acaulosporaceae
Source: the annotation of a GenBank genome assembly